Messenger RNA from Oryza brachyantha (malo sina), 1479 nucleotides. RefSeq names its product tryptophan--tRNA ligase, chloroplastic/mitochondrial. Gene Ontology annotation, molecular function: ATP binding; tryptophan-tRNA ligase activity. The transcript is spliced from 15 exons. Gene Ontology annotation, biological process: tryptophanyl-tRNA aminoacylation. The coding region runs from base 90 to 1289 and encodes 399 amino acids. NCBI's taxonomy places the organism in Eukaryota, Viridiplantae, Streptophyta, Magnoliopsida, Poales, Poaceae. The record is from RefSeq and is a predicted model, not a curated record. Gene Ontology annotation, cellular component: mitochondrion; chloroplast.
CCUACCUCCUCCUCUCCACCAGGACUGAGAGCUGCGCAGCCAAAUCCGACGCGUGGGGCGGUGCGACGCCGGCCGGGGGUGGGGACGCCAUGAGCCGCGCGCUCCUCUCCCACAUCCUCCACCGCCCGCCGCUGCUCCUCGCGUCGAGGGGUGGUGGCCGAGGAGGGGCACUCCCGUCCCGCCUCCGCACUCUCCGCCUCAACUGCAGCGUGGCUGAAGCGGCCGCCUCCGGCGAUGAGGCGCCUGCUCCUCCGGCUAGGAAGAAAAGAGUAGUUUCUGGUGUACAGCCAACAGGAUUGGUGCACCUUGGAAAUUAUCUUGGUGCUAUUAAGAAUUGGCUUUCACUUCAGGAUCUAUACGAGACAUUGUUUUUCAUUGUGGACUUGCAUGCGAUUACAUUACCAUAUGAAGCACCACAGUUGUCAAAAGCAACAAGGAGCACUGCUGCAAUAUAUCUAGCAUGUGGCAUUGACAGUUCAAAGGCUUCUAUCUUUGUACAGUCUCAUGUCCGUGCUCAUGUUGAGUUGAUGUGGCUGCUGAGUUCUUCUACUCCUAUUGGUUGGCUCAACAGAAUGAUCCAAUUCAAAGAGAAGUCACGCAAGGCGGGUGAUGAAAAUGUUGGAGUGGCACUUUUGACUUAUCCUGUUUUAAUGGCUUCUGACAUUCUGUUGUACCAGUCAGAUCUGGUACCUGUUGGCGAAGAUCAGACACAGCAUUUGGAAUUAACUCGUGAAAUUGCUGAGCGUGUAAAUAAUCUAUAUGGUGGAAGAAAGUGGAAGAAAAUGGGAGGGAGAGGUGGUUCGCUAUUUAAGGUUCCUGAAGCCCUUAUACCUCCAGCAGGGGCACGUGUUAUGUCCUUGACUGAUGGUCUCUCCAAGAUGUCCAAGUCUGCUCCUUCAGACCAGUCUCGCAUUAACCUGCUUGACCCAAAAGAUGUUAUCAUGAACAAGAUUAAACGUUGCAAAACGGAUUCACUCCCAGGCUUGGAAUUUGACAACCCAGAGAGGCCUGAAUGCAACAAUCUUCUCUCGAUCUACCAGAUUAUUACUGGGAAAACUAAAGAGGAAGUUGUUGGUGAAUGCCAAAAUAUGAAUUGGGGGUCGUUUAAAACAACCCUAACAGAUGCAUUAAUUGAUCAUCUGCAACCUAUUCAGAUCCGCUACGAGGAGAUAAUGUCUGAUCCAGGUUAUUUGGAUGAUGUUCUCUCAGAAGGAGCAGGAAAAGCUGCUGAGAUAGCAGAUAUCACCCUCAACAACGUAUACCAAGCCAUGGGUUUCUUGCGCAGAUAGCAUGCAUCAACCAUCCAGAACAUUUCGAGAUUAUUUACAAGGUUAAAAAGUUUUGUUCGGGCUGUGUUACUAUGGGUUCCUUACUUUGUUCUCACACACGUUUGGUCCUAUUAUAUUGAUAAGAUCUUUAGGGUCAUCUUUUGGCUUUGGGUUAUAACCCAAAAUUUAAAUUUUCAACCUUAAAUUUAGA